Messenger RNA from Halichondria panicea, 1332 nucleotides. Its product is annotated as poly [ADP-ribose] polymerase 1-like. The record is from RefSeq and is a predicted model, not a curated record. Gene Ontology annotation, biological process: protein poly-ADP-ribosylation; double-strand break repair. Lineage: Eukaryota; Metazoa; Porifera; Demospongiae; Suberitida; Halichondriidae. Gene Ontology annotation, molecular function: NAD+-protein mono-ADP-ribosyltransferase activity; NAD+ poly-ADP-ribosyltransferase activity. Gene Ontology annotation, cellular component: nucleolus.
AUUGAUAAUUUCCCGGCUAAUCUCGUGCUACCCACUCUUCCCUCGUUCCACAAAUUGGACCCCCAGCGGUUGGACGUGAGACGAAUUCAGCUGGAGGGCUACCUCAAAACUAUCACCUCAGAGGAAUUCCUAUCAGAUCACCUCCACGUGUUGGGUCAGGUCAUCUUGUUCCUGCCAGAAGGAGAGUACGAACGACAGAGCACCGAGCUAAAGAGAAUGAUUGAUAUGAAAAAGAUGCCUUUGGGCAAGUUGUCACGGCGACAGAUAGAGAGUGCAUAUUCUGUCCUCUCUGAGCUACAACGAGAGAUUGUUGGGACUCAGAAUCCGAGCAAAAUCCUUGACUGUACUAACAGAUUCUACACUCUAGUACCACAUGACUUUGGCAUGACAAAACCACCCCCACUGAACUCAGAGGAGGUUAUAAAGAUAAAGACACAAAUCGAAAUGUUGGAUAAUCUACUGGAGAUUGAGGUGGCCUACUCGCUACUGAAACAGGAGGAUGGUGUGAGUGGAGGGAAGGACCCAUUGGACCUUCAUUAUGAGCUGCUCAAGACCAAGAUGGAUGUGCUGUCCGGCUCUGAUGAGUUCUCAAUGCUGCAAGAGUACGUGUCCAACACUCACGCGGUCACCCACUCUCAGUACUCACUGGAGGUGCUGGAGGUGUUCAAAGUGGACAGAGAAGGGGAGGGGAAGAAAUACAAACCAUUCUCAAAGCUCCACAACAGACAGCUGCUCUGGCACGGUUCCAGGAAGACCAACUUUGUGGGAAUACUAUCUCAGGGUCUUCGAAUAGCUCCACCAGAGGCGCCUGUGACUGGCUACAUGUUUGGGAAGGGAGUGUACUUUGCAGACAUGGUCUCCAAGAGUGCCAAUUACUGUAGCACCUCUCGCUCUGACAACGAGGGACUCAUGCUCCUCUGUGAGGUUGCCCUCGGAGACAUGUAUGAGCUGACCCACUCCAAGUAUGUAGACAAGCUGCCAGCUGGUAAGCACAGUACCAAGGGUCUGGGUCGGACCGCCCCCACUACUGACGGCCACAAGACCACUGAGGAGGGUGUGGUCAUCCCCAUGGGCAAGGGCUCCUCCACAGCCGUCGACAAUACCUCACUACUCUAUAAUGAGUUCAUUGUGUAUGAUGUGAGUCAGAUAAGAAUCAAGUACCUGCUCAAAAUGAACUUCAAGUACAAGUGGUAGCUAGAGAUCGACUCUUGGACUAGCUCUGUUACAUUUAGUUUUGUGUUGGUCUUUUUGUUGUACUCAUGUUAUGUAUUUACUUGUCUUUUUGGUGACAUUGUGUUUGUGUUCUAUAAUCCUGUGUACACAAUGUUCAUG